AUGAUUUUCGACAAAUCGUUACUCAGCUCCCUUAUACAUCUGCGACGUAUAAGGUGUAAAAGAAGUUAUCCACAGGUGCAGAAUCGUCUCAAGUCAUAUGAUGGUUCAGCUAAAGAAAAAAACAAACAGGACAUCAAAAAUUGGGUUGAGAAUUCUCUCCAUGACCCAGUUCCACGGUUGAGUUAUUCUAGUACAAUCCCCAAAACCGCCUUUUCACUAAGACAACGUGUAACAGAACCACAUGUAAUAUCGCGACAAGAAUUCGAAACGCAAUGGCGAUCAAAAUUUGUUGGUGGUUAUCCAUCUGUGGUUGAUGAGAUUAUCGGAAAAAGGACAACUGAAAAUACUAUAUUUCCCAUUCCCGAGCUUCUUCAGCUAAUCCUUUCAUUGAGAUACCUUCAUCGUUAUUAUGAUAUUGAUAUGAUCUAUCAAACAUACAGAGAUGAUAUGAACCGCUUGAAGCAGCUAUGUGAUCCCUGUAUCUAUUCUCGGUUCGUGAAGGUUGUGUUACAAGCAGAAUUUCGUCUAAAAAAUUACCACAUUUGUGAAGAACUUUUCUCUGAGUACAUCAAAUAUCCUAGAAUUCAGGCCAACAUGAUCGAUAUUGGAUUAGUCACAUUUGUCAAGAAUCAAAACUUUCCCUUAGCCAAGGAAUUCUACACGCAAGUUUUGAAGAAUCAGGAAACAUUUCCUAUUAUGCCGUCAGGAUUACAAGCUUUUAUGUUUGAAAUUUAUAAAACGUCUGAUUUUCUUCUUUCAAAGAAGAUCUUCAAUCUGUGGCUGGAAAAUACACAGGGUUCAAAUUUACUGCCUUUAAAAGAAACAAUUGCUUUAAUGCAUAGAUUAUUUUUGAAAUUCAAUGAUGAAGAAGGGCUAGAGAAGUUUCUUUCGCAUGAGAAAAUUCUUCGUACGGAUUAUAGGAAUAGUUUGGACUUUGAGCUGUGCAUUCUAUAUCAUGAAUUAGUAAGUGAUCACAAAGUCUCAGUUGAUGAAUUUGAGGAAAGGAGUGCUCCAUUAAUUGCCAAGUUAGAUAGUAAGGACAUUGAUCGCUUUUAUUUAAACGCCUUGAGUGCUGCUGUUUCAAGGAAUAACUUUGAGCUCAUAAAACAUAUCACGGCGAAGUGUCGAGAAGACGGUCGCGCCAAGCUUUCAGAUGAAUACCACAAGCAAAUCGCAUAUUAUUUUGUAAGAAAUGGUCAGUUGAAGGGAUUGAUUCAGUACUUCAAGGAUGCUGUUCUUCCUUGCCCUGGUUUUCACCUAAAUCAAGCAUUUGUGGAACAGUUGUGGAAUUGCGCACUACAGAACUAUCCAAUUUUAACGAGAGAGAUAACCAACGACUUACGUUUAAUACUUGAGAAAAACUCCAUCGUUCGAGAAUUUUGUUGGUUAAGAUACACGCUAGAAAAUAAGUUGGUUUUAACACCUUCAGAUAGGGAGGCUUCUACCUAUGGGAAUAAAGUCUAUUCUAAGGCCAAACUUCACUCUUUAAAUCCCAAAUGCGCAAUUGCUAUUCAGCGUUGUAUCAAAAGAGGCGAUAUUACUGCAGCUUACGGAAUACUUGUCGAUCAGGUAAGACAUGGUGCAAGACCAGAUUUUAAUGUGUUCUACACGUUUCUUAAACUUUUCAUAAAAAACUCAGUUCAUUUAGCGAAGCUUUUCGACCAGCUCUUGCGAGGUGCCUAUCACAAAAUUCCUUUGAAAGUUGAUAUUCUUUGGCUAAAACAUAAUGCGCAACAAACUCUCGAGUCGAUUAAAUCCAGCAUUUUUACACUUCAUAAGAGGCAGGAAGCGCUACUACUCACAAGAUCGCAGAUCAAACUCUUUGAGGAAGAUCACAGAAACUGUAUGAAUCUCCAGAACUAUAUGCAAAUAUCUUCUCUUCUCUUAGAUUUGAAAGACCCAAAAAGUGCCAUUCAGCAUUUAUACCGUGGGCGCAAGUUGGUUAACGAAUCGAAUAGGUUAGACUGGUUCAUUUACUAUUCAACGGCUCUGAAGGUGUUCACCAGGGCACGAAACCCGGAUAGUUUUCUUAAAGUUCUUAGCGAGUGGAAUAGGAAUAAUAGAGCAUGGUUAAUUACGCCGUCCUCAAUCCGUUCAUGCAAGGGUUACCUAAAUUAUUUCAUCAAGAAUCAGGGAUACGUAAAUAUGGAUGAUACUACGUUACAAUCGAUCCGAUCAGAACUUGAACUUUUGACAACGAGAUACACAAAUUACAAAUUUCAAGGGUUGAACGACAUGAAAGUUCUCAGUACAUUUUUGGAAGACUGGAUCGAGAAAGAUCUCAUAGAGAAAAACAAAAUUGAUGCUGUCAGGAGGAGGAAGUUACUCUCCGAAGAUGAAUUUAACAAUGACUGA
Messenger RNA from Lachancea fermentati, 2355 nucleotides. The record is from the annotation of a GenBank genome assembly. NCBI's taxonomy places the organism in Eukaryota, Fungi, Ascomycota, Saccharomycetes, Saccharomycetales, Saccharomycetaceae.